UUUCCCUUUGAAUAAAUCUCGCUUUCGAAAUACAAUACAUUCUCUCAAGGAAGAGAGAAAACAUAAUGGAGUGCGUGAAAAAGACGAUGGAAUAUAAUACUAAGCACCCGAAGGAGGCACCACCAAGAAGGAGGACGAAGAAGGAGAACGAAAGAGGUGGAGGCACAAGUUAGUAUAAAAGGGUCGAACCACAGUAUCUCGUCUGUUUCAAUACUCUCUACGAGUCGUGCGGUAGAUCACACGUGUCAUUGAUCGGGACGAUCAUCCGCACACGCGACGUUCACGGCUUCCACAUAGAGGAAGUUGAAAAGGUGGACUAGAAGGGAGAGUGAAAGAGAAAUUAAAUAAGAAAAGAGAGAAUAAUGAAACUAGUGGCAGUGCUUGCAUUGCUAUGCUGUCUUGCCAUAGGAGCAUUGGCAUCACCAGUGCCGAAAAUCAGCGAUAGCAAAGCAUCGAUUUCGAAUACUCUUGUCUCAGGAAGACAAGCACAAGUACCACCGGUAGCUACAGAUGAUGAUGAUGACGACGACGACGACGAUGACGACGUCGAUUUAGAUAUUACAGGAGAUGACGAUGACGACGAUGACGACGAAGAUGAUGACGACGACGAUGAUGACGAUUACUUGGAGCGUUUCAUCGAAGACAUUUUAGGAGGCGAGGAAGAUGAUGAUGAUGAUGAUGAGGAAGUAAGUCAACCGGCUUCACAAGUAACACCUGUAGCAGCCUCACCGAUACAGUCAGCACCAGCACAAUCACUACCAGCGGCAGUUCAAGCUGAUUUGAAUGCUGCUGCAGCAUCCGCAGAUAAUACAGCUGAGGAAGCAGCCAUUGGGAGUGAACCCACAUCAGCCGACGGAGACGCUUACGAUGAAGUUGAUGAAACUGCGGACAUUGUGCCAGAAGGUCAAGCUGUUAGCCAAGAAUCUGGACUUGAAGGUGCAGACUCUAUUGUGAAUCCUGUCGUCCAGCCAGCUAAUUCUCAAGCUGCAACGGCACAGGGUGACGACGACGACGAUGACGACGACGACGAUGAUGACGACGACGUCGACCUCGAUAUAACGGAAGACGACGACGACGAAGACGACGAAGACGAUGAAGAUGACGACGACGAUGACGACGACGACGACGAGGAUGCCAUUGCGGACAUCACCAGCGCCAGACAUGCACAUGAUUUGGAGUCGGAACCCAGCAGCUAUGUACCAGCCAUCUAUGUCGCGAAAUACAAUCACUUUGUGGACAACAUCCUCGAAAGAAUUAAUAAAAUUUUACGCACUAAUUAUGAUCCGGUAAYGGUCAAAUUAACUAACACGAACUUGAACUCGAAGUCGAAUAAAAAGAAAAACAAAUCCAAAACUAAGAAGAAUAAAAAUGGUUCGAAGAAGAGUGCUUCUGGAUCAAUCAUGCAUAUCUCCGAAAAUAUAAACAACGAAGAGUCGAAUGACGUACAGAAAAUGACAGAUUCUCACAAAAACUCACCUAUAGCUACAACUUUAACGGAUAUAGAACAACCAACAACUAUGUCAACUCUUGAAUCAUAUAACACUGCCAUUGUACAAAGUCGGAUGAGAAAUGGCAAAAGAAAAUCAUCUAAUUCGCAAAAUAAAAAAUCUAAUCGUAAUAAAACGAAAAAUCGAAACAAAACAAAAAAUUCAACAAACAGUAGUAACAAAAGUAAGGCUAAAGCAAGAGCGAUUUUAUACGGGCUCGCUUCGCUUCAAAGAUCAGGAGAUGUUUCUGUAAAUAUGAUGAGUGAUCAUACAACAAUCAAAACAAAAUUCACUUUGGGACCUUUAAUACUCAAAGUCGAAAAAGAGUUUGGUAGAGCUGCAAAGAAAGAACUUAGAAGUGCAACUGCUACCACAGCAGGAAUGUCUGGCAAAUUAAGUCUUCGUGUGAUGCACGGAGGUGCUGCCACGUUGCAUUCUAUUCGUGUUUUACAACCCAAACAGGUUCGCGUUGAAAGUGCGGACGAUCAUGAUAGAACAAGAGAAUUCGUUUGGAAAAGAUCGUCACAUAUUGCUCAUUUAGUAUCUCAAAAACUUUUAACAGCUACAAGGUCGAUGUUACGACCUCCACCUGUCCCAGCACUUGCUGCUUAAAUUGUUUUCGUACCUGAUCCAAAUGAAAUCAUUAUAUAUAUAAGUGCCAUAACAAUGGAUUCAAUUCGUCAUUUUGCGUUACUCCAUUUUGUGGUACACGCUCUUUGUUUUUGAAUCACGACUUAACCGAUUCAAAUCAAUGAAGAAUUAUUUGCUUAUUCUUUCUAUACUCUUACUUAACAGAAAAAAAACAAAGUAUAUUUUCAAAGAAGUUAUUAUUUUUUUGAAAAAAUGACAAAAAGAAAGUAUAAGUAAUAUGAUUUCAUUUUGGAUCAACAUUUAUUUUCUAACGUCUAUAUAUGUGUGUACUUAUUUAUUUAUUUAUAUUAUUUAUUUUAAAUAGUGCCAAUAU
Polistes canadensis is the source of this 2451-nucleotide messenger RNA. RefSeq names its product protein PFC0760c-like. The coding region runs from base 363 to 2099 and encodes 578 amino acids. The transcript has 7 exons. Lineage: Eukaryota; Metazoa; Arthropoda; Insecta; Hymenoptera; Vespidae. The record is from RefSeq and is a predicted model, not a curated record.